Messenger RNA from Brassica oleracea var. oleracea, 682 nucleotides. RefSeq names its product beta-1,3-galactosyl-O-glycosyl-glycoprotein beta-1,6-N-acetylglucosaminyltransferase 7-like. Gene Ontology annotation, cellular component: membrane. The transcript is spliced from 4 exons. Gene Ontology annotation, molecular function: glucuronosyltransferase activity. Bases 15 to 659 code for a protein of 214 amino acids. Lineage: Eukaryota; Viridiplantae; Streptophyta; Magnoliopsida; Brassicales; Brassicaceae. The record is from RefSeq and is a predicted model, not a curated record.
UUGGCUUUUCUUGUAUGUCUUUCUCUCUUUCUGUUUUUCGGGUUUCUUCGAAUUUGGGAAUCAAUCGAAGAAAAGAGACAUUUUUGCACUUUGCCUCUGCAGGGUUAACUCUUUCGAUCAAGGCACCAAGAGAAGAGAAGCUGAUAGAAAAUCCACUGGUGAUGCUAAAGGAAAAAGAGAAAUUUGAAGAGACUUUAAACUCAAACGGGAGUUCUUCGAAUUCUUCAGAGGUUCCUAGGUUAGCUUAUCUGAUCUCAGGUGCUAAAGGAGAUAGCCACAUGAUGAUGAGGACUUUGCAAGCUGUGUACCAUCCAAGAAACCAAUAUGUUCUCCAUUUAGACCUCGAAGCUCCACCUAAGGAGAGGCUGGAGCUUGCAAUGUCUGUGAAGAGUGAUCCUACUUUCCGUGAAGUUGCAAACGUCCGUGUUAUGUCACAGUCUAAUCUCGUUGCCUAUAAAGGCCCUACAAUGAUCGCUUGUACGCUUCAAGUUGUGGCGGUUUUGCUUAAGGAGAGCUUGGAUUGGGAUUGGUUCAUCAACCUUAGUGCAUCAGAUUAUCCUCUCGUGACACAAGAUGAUUUGUUGUAUGUCUUCUCCAAGUUGUCUCUAAAUGUUAACUUCAUUGAACAUAUGAAGCUCACCGGAAUGUUAAAUUCAUGAUAUAAAUUUGUAUUUCUAUUUUU